Messenger RNA from Symbiodinium necroappetens, 1302 nucleotides. NCBI's taxonomy places the organism in Eukaryota, Dinophyceae, Suessiales, Symbiodiniaceae. The record is from the annotation of a GenBank genome assembly.
AUGGCAGCCACUGCGCGGAUCGAAGAAGAUCUCUCGCAGAACCGUUUCUUGCAGGUGCUUCGCGCCAGCUUUGAAGGCAUAUACCGGCAGGCCGCUAAGGGAGGAGAGAAGACGGUGGUGCUGGUACCUUGCGCAGACUGCCUGGAGGUGGAGCACUUUGCACAGAACUUUGCAGAAACUCAUCUCCUGCACGCGACAUGCGUCCCUGGCUGCUACAUGAACCUUCUUGGACAAGGUGUUGAGAUCAAGGACAGCAGUGUGUCGACUCGUCUCGGUUUUUCUGAGCAGCGCGUCUGUGAAGUCUUGCAGAGCGAGUCGAUGUACGAUGUGGGCAAUACUUUCCGGGUUCUCGUGAUUGACAAGCCGCUGAUUGGCCGUCACCGCCCACUGCCGGGUGCAGCCGACCGUGCCAAAGCGACUGCUGAGACAUCUGAGCUGUCCGUUGAUGACAUGCUAUUGCAGGCUCCGAUGAUUCAGGGCGAUUUCUUCGACGAAGUGGACCGCUUCCGAAAGACCUUCGUGCAGGUUGCGGGCUGCGAGGGCCGCACGGCGGAGAGGAUUCGCGAGAUCGUGAACGGCGCGGUGCAGCGCCUCAGCCGGCAUCACAAGCUGACGUCCUCCUCGCAGCUGCGACAGCUUGAGUUCACAGUGAGUCGUCAGGCCUACACGGCAUUGCACUCCUUCGUUUUCCCCCAUCUGCAACAAAUCCUUUCAACCCACGAAGAGCGGCUGCAGAAAGCCAUUCGGUCCUAUGGCUCCGUGGAGGACGUGGUGGAAGCCAUCCCAGGUGGCGGUCAAGGCCUCGCCUUCGUAGAUAUCUCCGAGGCCGCGAAAGAGCUGGAGCUCAUGGAUGGCAAGAUCGCCCCUCACGAGAAGGUCGAGUGCAUCGACAAGGCCCACGGCUCACUCCAGCGCUGCAUCGCCGACUGCCUCCAGGAGUCUCCAAAGCCCGCGGCUCCAAUCGAGAUCACAGGCGACGAUGUGCUGUCCUUGUUCAUCCUCGUGGUGUACCGAAGCCAGGUGAAGUCUUUCCUUGCGCACAUCGCCCACGUGGAGAUGUACCUGCAGGGCUCCUCGAGCCGCUCCGGGGGCAGCGAGGCCGCCCGCUUCGAAGAGACCGGCUACGCCGUCUCCGCCUUGCAGGCCGGUCUGCAGUUCUUCCUCGAGGAGGGUCGGGCAGCGGCAGCGUCGGCUAAGCCCAUGGCCUUCGAAUACCUGCCCUCGGGUGGCCUGGCGGACCCCGGCGAAACCGGUCUCCUGGGCCUGGUUCGCCAGGCUCGGGCACAGGCGGCGGUGCGUUAG